Adineta steineri is the source of this 2325-nucleotide messenger RNA. The record is from the annotation of a GenBank genome assembly. NCBI's taxonomy places the organism in Eukaryota, Metazoa, Rotifera, Eurotatoria, Adinetida, Adinetidae.
AUGGCAAACAACAAAUCAAUAACAUCUGUUCAAACUAAUACACAACCUAAUACUAAAUAUGUAUCAAACUUCUCCAAGGAUACAGCUGAAAAUCAGCGACGUAUUAAUAUGCAAAGAAUGCAAAAUGUCCUCCUUAUUUGGUUGGACAAUAAUAUUAAUCAAAAUGAUGCUGAUUGUAAUAAUACAAUCAAACUAUUGAAGCAUGUGGUUAGCAACGUAAACACGUUUACAGAUGGUGAAGAAUGUGUGGACUUUAUUCAAACCAUUACCAACAACAAAAUAUGUAUGAUUGUGUCUGGUGAACUUGGAGAACAUAUUGUGCCUCAUGUGCAUGACAUGUUCCAAGUAGACACCAUUUUGAUUUUUUGUAACAAUCAAGAAUGGCAUAAACAAUGGGUCAAAGAAUGGCCUAAAAUAAAAGGAGUCUUCACACAUAUAACAUCAAUCUGUGAAGCUCUUAAACGAACUGUUCCUCAAUGUGAGCAAAAUGCCAUCUCAAUCAGCUUUGUGGCGCCAAACACGAAAUUCGAUCAAUUAGAUCCAUCAUUUAUGUAUACUCAGAUCUUGAAAGAGAUUCUAUUAACCAUCAACUUCGAAAAUAAACAUAUUAAAGAAUUUAUUACCUAUUGUCGUGAAACCUUUGCCGAAAAUGAGCAUGAUUUACAUAAUAUUGAAAAAUUGGAACGUGACUAUCAUAAUCAUAUACCUAUUUGGUGGUAUACUUAUGAAUGUUUUUUAUAUCGUACGCUCAAUUGUGCAUUAAGGUUAAUGGACGUUGAUAUUAUUCUUCGAAUGGGGUUCUUUAUGAAUGAUCUACAUCGUGAUAUUCAACGACUCCAUUCGGAACAAUUUCAUGGUGAACAAUCUAAUAAAACAUUUACAGUUUAUCGUGGACAAUGCCUUUCAAAAGAAGCAUUUACUGGAAUGACAAAAACUAAAUGUGGACUUCUUUCAUUUAAUAACUUUUUAUCGACUAGUAAAGAUCGUGAUGUUUCUCUUUUAUUUGCACUACAAGCUGCUACAAAUCCUGAUCUUGUUGGAAUUUUAUUUGUUAUAUCAAUUAAUCCUACUCAUUCAACAACUCCAUUUGCUUGUGUUAGCGAUGUUAGUCAUUUUCAUACGGAAGAUGAAGUUCUCUUUUCUAUGCAUACCAUUUUUCGAAUUGGAGAUAUUGAACCAAUGAAAGAAAACGAACAUGUUUAUGAAGUGAAUUUAACAUUGACUAAUGAUAACGAUCAAGAUCUUCGUACUCUAACCGAUCGCAUCCGACAAGAGACCUUUGCAGAUGAAAAAGGAUGGUACAGAUUGGGAUUCUUACUGAUUAAAAUGGGUCAGUACAAAAAGGCUCAAGAAGUUUAUGAAAUGUUACUUCAGCAACAUACGAAUGAAAGUGACAAGGCACCUAUUUAUCAUCAACUAGGUCGAAUCAAACUUAGUCAAGGAGAAUAUCAAGAAGCACUCUGUUACUAUGAAAAAGCCCUUGUAGUUCGGCAACAAUCACUUCCUCUCAAUCAUCCUGAUUUGGGAGAUUCCUAUAACAACAUCGGUGGUGUGUAUUACAGCAAGGGUGAUUAUCUAAAAGCACUUUCAUAUUAUGAAAAAGCCCUUGCAAUUCGACAACAAUCACUUCCUUCCAAUCAUCCUGAUUUAGGUGGUUCCUAUAACGAUAUUGGUAUUGUAUGUUACUGCAUGGGCAAUUAUUCAACAGCACUUUCUUAUCUUCAAAAAGCCCUUGCAAUUUGGCAACAAUCACUUCCUUCCAAUCACCCAUACUUGAGUACUUCCUAUAACAACAUCGGUAAUAUGUGUUACAGGAUGGGUGAUUAUUCAAAAGCACUUUCUUGUUAUGAAAAAGCCCUUGCAGUUUGGAAACAAUCACUUCCUCCCAAUCAUCAUGAUUUGGCUCUGCCCUACGACAACAUUGGUGAGGUGUAUAAUAGCAUGGGUGAUUAUUCACAAGCACUUUCUUAUUAUGAAAAAGCCCUUGGAAUUCGACGACAAUUACUUUCUUCCAAUCAUCCUGACUGCGCUAUGUCCUAUAAUUACAUCGGUGGGGCGUAUUCCAAAGUGGGUGAUUAUCCAAAAGCACUUUCUUAUUAUGAAAAAGCUCUUGCAAUUCGGCAGCAUUUACUUCCCUCUAAUCAUCCUGAUUUGGGUGAUUCCUGUUACAACAUUGGUUUGGUGUAUGAGAAUAUGGGCGAUUACUCAAAAGCUCAUUCAUUUUAUGAACGUGCUGUACAAAUUGGAGAACAAUCAUUACCAACAAAUCAUCCUGAUGUUCAAGGAUACAGAGAAAAUCUCGAAAACAUUAAAAAGAAAUUGUAA